Messenger RNA from Ochotona curzoniae (black-lipped pika), 3049 nucleotides. RefSeq names its product sciellin (gene SCEL). The record is from RefSeq and is a predicted model, not a curated record. Lineage: Eukaryota; Metazoa; Chordata; Mammalia; Lagomorpha; Ochotonidae. The transcript has 32 exons. Bases 35 to 2104 code for a protein of 689 amino acids. Gene Ontology annotation, cellular component: cytoplasm. Gene Ontology annotation, biological process: epidermis development.
CUAUUGUUUUUUUAGAUCCUUACUGGAAGGCAGCAUGUCCAGUUUUCCUUUAAGCAAAUCAUCUCCCACAGGAAAUGCGAUGAAAAGCACAACUCAAGGGACUGCGCUGAGGCAACAGGGCUUUCAUGAGGUGAACAAAAGAAGGACUUUCUUACAAGAUAGCAGCUGGAUCAAGAAACGUCCUGAAGAAGAGAAAGACGAGAACUAUGGUAGGGUGGUACUCAAUCGACACAACUCCCAUGAAGCCUUGGACAGGAAGAUUAAUGAAAGAGAUGAGCCAAAAGCCACUUUGAGCCGGUACAGAUCUGAUGAUACUUUGGACAGGAUCUCAGAGAGAAAUGAUGCUGCCACAAUCUAUAAGGCCAAUACCCUGGAUAACCGAUUAACCAAUAGGAAUAUGGCGACAUUUAAAUCACCAGGAGCAACCAAAACGCAGCCUGGCGGUCUAUUAAAUGCAACCACCACCACCACCACCACCACAGCCUCGGCCCCUGCUGCCACCCCUGUCAAGAAAAAGAGACAGUCUUGGUUUCCGCCUCCCCCUCCUGGUUCUAAGGCCACCCCCAGCACAGCAGCCAGCCGAAGGGAACCAGCUGUUCACCCUCCAAUACCACCAAAGCCCAGUACUCCUGUUUCUUCUCCCAAUCAACAGAGACCAGAUAAUAGGCAGACAUAUCCACCUAAACUGGUUGUCUCUGCAGAAAGCAAUAGAUCUUCUGAAAAAAUUAUAAGGAGUCAAGAUCUUGGUAACAUUGUCAAAGCUGCCGCUUCAGUUCAGAAAACCAACAAAGGUGAGGAACUGGAUAAUCUCAUAAGAAUGAACAAAAGCUUGAAUAGAAAUCAAGGUCUCGAUGGUCUGUUUAGAGCAAAUCCAAAGGCGGAGCAAGCAGAGAAAAGAGCCAAAAGCCUUGAAAGCCUCAUCUUUACAAAUACUCGGACCAACAAAGAUGGCAAAGGAAACCAAAGCCUUGACAGUUUCAUUAAAGAAAAUCCCAGAAAAGUCAGCAAUGAAAAGGGAAGUCAAGACCCUGAACCUACUGUCAAAGUGAAGGCUGGGAUGGAUAAAACCAACAAAGGAGGUGAAGACCUUGAAAAUGUUAUCAAAGUGAAUCCCAAAGGAAAUGAAAGUACCACUGGAAAACAGGACCUUGAUGGGCUUAUUAAAGGAAAUCCUGAAACAAACACAAACAUCAAGAGGGGCAAGAGCCUUGACAAUCUCAUCAAAGUGAGCUCUGAAGUAAGCAGAAGUAGCCAAGGUUCUGAAAAUCUUAAUGCCCUCAUUAAAGUGAAUCCAGGAACAGGAAAUAGUAUGCAAUGGGGUCAAAGUCUUGACAACCUCAUCAAAGUGGUUCCUGAAGCAAAUAAAAAUAAUCAAGGAAACCAAGGUGUGGAGAGUCUUACCAAAGUGAAUCUUUCACCCAAGAAAAGUGAACAAAGCCUUGAUGAACUCAUUAAUGUAAGCCCCAAAGAUGUCAAAAACACUGCUGGAAACCAUGGUCUUGACAAACUCAUCAAGGUGAAUCCUGAAAUUCAUGUAAAGAACCAAAGAAACCAAGAUCUGGAUCACCUCAUCAAAGUGAAUCCUGCAGUACUCAGACGUAAUCAGAGUGCCGAUUUGGACAAUCUCAUUAAAGUGCAACCUUCAGCUCUCAGAAACACUACUCGCAAUCAAGAUGUGACAAAUGUAUCUGAGGCGAAUUCUUAUGUGUCUGAAAAUAAGAAUGGAAGCUCCAAUGCUGGACCCAGGAAUACAGGCUCUAAGGAUACUGUUGUGUACACAAGGACCUACGUGGAGAAUAGUAAAUCACUGAAGGAUGGAUAUCAUGAGACUAUCUCUGGAAAAUACAUACAGACUGUUUAUUCAACUUCAGAUAGGUCUGUCAUUGAAAGAGACAUGUGCACUUACUGUCGCAAACCUUUGGGUAUAGAAACGAAAAUGAUUCUAGAUGAGUUACAAAUUUGCUGCCAUUCUACUUGCUUCAAGUGUGAAAUAUGCAAGAAGCCUUUGGAGAAUCUGCAGGCAGGUGACAGUAUUUGGAUUUAUAGACAAACAAUCCAUUGUGAACCUUGCUACUCUAAAGUUAUGGCAAAGUGGAUUCAAUAAAUGUGGCAUGUGGAAAUCAAGAGGAAAAAUAUUCAUCAAGACAGUAAAUGUUCAAGGUUUUAUUUUGAGAAUAUGUAAUUCAGGAAAGCUUUUACACUAAAGUUUACUCUUAUACAAAAUGAAUGAAUCUGUUAUUGCAUAAAUAAUCUGAUUGCCAGCAAUUAGUUCAUAAACAUAAAAAAGCCAUCUUGGCUGGUUUAGUGGUAAAAAUUUUGGACGGUUCCAGUUAAUAGUGUCAAAAUAAUGAUGCUUCUGAGGCCGGUGUGUAAUGUUAACCCUGCCAGGCCCAUCCCUGCUCCAUCCUUAUGUUGUGCUUCAAGAUUUCCGUUACAGUAGUUCCUCAUUUUCUCUUCUUUACCUCCCAUGAGAAGAAAUCACAGAUGUUAUUGACAUGAUGACAAAAGAAAUGCCAGUUAAAAUUUUCACAUAUGAUAUGGAACAAAGACUUUGAGAUUAAAAAGUUGUAUGGACUUCAGAAGAUAGCUCAAUAUUUCCUACCCAUUUUUUUAUAACAUGAGGAAUAUUGGAGAAAAUGAUUUCUAUGGGCUCUUUUUGCUUUUCUAAUUUUUUGAUUCUGUAACAAGCUUGUGUGUUUAUUUGCUAAGCAUUAGUUUGUGUGUAUAUUUGCUAAGCAUUCUGAAAUGGAACAUGGGAGCAAUUCAGUCCUACUGUCAGCCUUUGGUUCAUCACAGGCUUGAUUUCUAUGUGUUUUAAAAAUCAAAUCAACAUAUUUGUGGGUGAUAGGUAAAACUGCAUGACAUCUAUAAAUACUUUAUAUAUUAUAAUUUGGCAAAUUUUCUUUGCAUGUAUUUCAAAAUAUGGGUAUACAAAUAAUCUAUGAGAAAUAAUGCCUGUGGAUUAAAAAGACAUGCUCGUUAGCAUGUUACUUAUAUUCAUAUUACACAGCACUUUGUAUUUAUAGAAGGUUUGUAAAAAUAAAUGAUC